This is a messenger RNA of Lates calcarifer (barramundi perch), 4310 nucleotides long. Its product is annotated as guanine nucleotide-binding protein subunit alpha-11. The coding region runs from base 348 to 1457 and encodes 369 amino acids. The record is from RefSeq and is a predicted model, not a curated record. NCBI's taxonomy places the organism in Eukaryota, Metazoa, Chordata, Actinopteri, Centropomidae. Gene Ontology annotation, biological process: phospholipase C-activating dopamine receptor signaling pathway; adenylate cyclase-modulating G protein-coupled receptor signaling pathway; action potential. Gene Ontology annotation, cellular component: heterotrimeric G-protein complex. Gene Ontology annotation, molecular function: GTPase activity; G-protein beta/gamma-subunit complex binding; guanyl nucleotide binding. The transcript is spliced from 8 exons.
GCGGUACUUUGCCGCUCUCUUGUCGCAGCGUCGCCCCAGAGCGCAUUCCAGUUACAGUGUGUUGUCAGCGGACCACAGAGGCUGCACAUUCCUCUGUAGGCGCGGUGGACUUUCCCGAGCUGCCGGUUGUUUCGUUGUGAGCUGGAGAAAUAAAAAAAAAAAGUUUUAAAAGUGUUUUAACUCCGUGUCAGCGUGAGAUAAUGACGCCGUCUGUGCGCUUCAGCCACGGUAGCUGAGGACAGAAGACACGGUGAGGAAUGGACCGCGAAAAGCAAUCACAGUCUCUACCUGCUCGUUUUCAGGGAGUGUGACAGACUGACUGGAGUUUCAUUUCAGUGGUUUUGGCCAUGGCCGGCUGCUGGCAGUGGUGCCACCGCACCUGCGUGUGCUGUCUGUCCGAGGAGGAGAAGAGGACCAUCGCUGUGGACAAAGAGAUCCAGAGGAUCCUCAAGCAGCAGAAGAAGAAGGAGAGAAGGGAAAUUAAAAUCCUCCUGCUGGGGACCGGGGAGAGCGGAAAAACCACCUUCAUCCGACAGAUGAGGAUCAUCCACGGGCGGGGCUUCUCAGAGGAGGAGAGGAAAGUCUUCGCCAAAUGUAUCUUUCAGAACAUUUUCACAGCCAUCAAGGCUAUGACCGGAGCCAUGACCACGCUCAGGAUCCCUUACGCCAACCCAGAGAACGAGAUGUUUGCCAAAUGGCUGCAGGAUGUAAACACAGUGCAAAUCACUCAGCUGGAACGGGGCUACGUCGAAGCCAUCCGGCGCCUCUGGGCUGACCCGGGCAUCCGGGUCUGUUACAGCCGCCGCUGCGAGUACCAACUCCUGGACUCCACAGAGUACUACAUGAGUAAUCUGGACCGCAUCUCCAGCCAAGAGUACAUCCCCACAGAGCAGGACGUGCUGCGAGUCCGAUUCCCAACCACGGGCAUCCACGACUAUUCCUUCACCAUCAAGACCAUCACGCUAAGGAUUGUGGACGUGGGCGGUCAGAAGUCGGAACGUCGGAAGUGGAUUCACUGCUUUGAAAACGUGACCUCCCUCAUUUUCCUGGCCUCCCUCAGCGAGUACGACCAGGUCCUGGAGGAGAGAGAGACCAUAAACCGAAUGCAUGAGAGUCUGGCUCUCUUCUAUACAACCAUCCAUUCCCCUUGGUUCCUCAACACCUCCAUCAUCCUCUUCCUCAACAAGACUGACAUCCUGGCUGACAAAAUCCAAACCUCUGACCUGCAGAAAUACUUCCCCGGCUUCACAGGUAAGAGGCAAGACCCCGAGGACGCCAAGAACUACAUCCGCAAGUUGUACGAGCAGCAGGCCAUCAACCGCGACAAGAGGGACGAGUGGAAGACUCUCUACCCACACUUCACCUGCGCCACUGACACCAGCAACAUCCGCCGGGUCUUUAGCGACGUCAAGGACACGGUGCUGCUCAAGUCUCUCAGGGACUACGGAGUCAUCUGAACUUUUACUCUGAGGUGCGAAGCAGGAGGAAAACGGGCGAAGGCUCUGACGAAGGCCACAAUGUCACUUCUUAGGAUUCUUUCUAAAGCCCCGGACGAUCACAUCUCCCUCUCCCUCCUACGCCUCCUCAUCAUCUCACCAUCAGGUCUUAAUGAGAAAGCAGGUGGAGAGAGAAGGGACGAGGCUGUACUCCUCUCUCGUCUCCACCGCUAUCACUAGCACACUCCCUCUGCUUCCUCUCAAGUAGAAAACAUGAAAACGUUUAGGGAGGACUCUACGGGGAGACGAAACAAGACUGCGUGACUUUUGAUCAGGGAGAGAGGAAACUGUAAUCACCCUCAUUUCCCUCAGCCAGCAGCCUUUCCCCCCAUUUUGAUUCUGUUUGUUUUUGCUGUUUUUUAAGAUGAAGAAGUGUUUGGGUCAUGCAGUGACUGAACUCAUCCAUAAUUGAAGCAGGAGCAGAGAUGCUAUGAAGUGUUGUGCUGCCAUUAACAGAGUAAUGACUUUUGCAAGUGGAGAUGGGGUCACACAUGGGGGCACACCACCAAUGUCACACACAUUGUAAAUGCUUUAUUUGGGUCUACCAGUUACAUACAUGUGUUGCACAUGCUUGCACACACUCCAACACAAACUUUAAAAGGACAAAAUGUUUCCAUUAAGCCCUGAAAAGGGCAAUACAUGAGUUCCAAGCUACUGCAGUCUUUAUUUUUAGACAUCCUGAACCAGGGGGAUUUUUUUCUCUGUGAUUAACGUCACCACAGAGUCUUUCUUUCACGAACACUAAGCUCCUGUCAGCGUAUCAAAAUACCUAUUGAUUCCAGUUAUCUCACACUGGCAAUAAUUCUUACAUAUUAUCUGUGUUCAACACAUCUGUUCUGCACCGUCUCUAUCAAUUAUCAUGAGCUGAACGAUCACACAACCAGUCCACUGUCAUAACAGUAGUGUUAUUACAUCCUUUCAUUCACCUCCAGACUGUUCACACACACCUCACACUCUUUCUGUGUCAAAUGGUUUAUUACAUGUGGAUAAACUACAGGCUGUGAGUUCAAAAACAGAGGAACACAACAGGAGAGUGGAUGUUUAUUGGAGCUGUAAAUGGCUUCACAACCACCACAAGCAAUAAGUCACAAAAAAUAAAAAACUGAAUCGUGGAUGAGAGGGAAGUUCAUAUAGUUUAAAAAUAUAGAGACAAAAUGCUUCAGCAAAUGGAUAUCUCUAGCUUCUUUUCAAGAGGUUUCCACUGCACAGUUUCUUCCUUUUUUGAAUUAAUUUCCUCCCUCUAACUAAUGAAUUAGCAUUUCUUAGCCAAACACCAAUUAAAGUGUACAGUGAAGCAGCUGAGCACCAGGAAAAGAGGCAGAUAUGAUGUUUUUUGGUAGUUUGGUGAUUAGGAUGAUCCAACUGUUGUCGGCAUUCAUCUGUUUUGCUGAAGUGCUCAUAUGCGAGACACUGAGUCCCAAUCUGUUGCACUGGUGCUUCCAUUUGUCUCCACAAAGUUUUAAGAAAAACUUUAUUGGAUGCACAGUAAAAAAUCCGUUAGUUGUUCAUCAUUGUUGUCUUACUGAUCAGAACAAGGAAAAAGGACUAAAAUGCUGCAAAAAAAGUUGAGUCUUUCAGGUCACUGUGUUGGUUUUCUGGCUUGCAAAUUGCAAUAUUUCGGUUAACUCUCUCCGUUCUCAUCAGAGUCAUUUCCACAUGUUACAAGCACUGGACACAACCAAUCCAGUGCCAAACGUGAGACAGACACAGUUCGAGACUAGCUGGUGAACACUGUGGAGCAUUCAGCAGCUAAAGAACCGGAUAUUUCCCUCAUGAAUUGGUAGAAACCAAAAACAGAGCUAAUAAGAGAGUGAAUAUUAGGCUUACAUUCAUCAGGUGGUCAGAAACACAACUCCAGAUGAAUGACAACUUUGCUCAGCAUCUGCUGGUUGUGUAUACAUAUCAACUUAAAAGGUGAUGAUAUGUCAAUACGUUGUCUAGAGCUUGUUUCCAUUGUCUUUAAGUGGCCAAGAAGAUCUGUUGAAGUGGGUUUAAGUGCUUAAAUAUCUGUUUUUCAGUGUGUCAGAAACACAACUGGUCAUAGCCUCAGAGAUGUGGCUGUUAAGUAGUUUUCAACACCCAGUCUCCGUGCAGCAGUAAAGUCAACAGCAACCUCUUGACAGUACAACUCUCAGUUUUGGAACAGCUGAUUUUAAAAGUCUUAGUCUGAACCUCUGAGCUGAGUCACAGACAUAGUUCAGAUGAUCCUGCACUAAUUUCCUACUCGCCUCUGUUCAAUACUCUUGCCAGCUCAAUGGACAAUUAGUGCUCUUCAUUAAAAUCAAUUCCUUAAAUUCAAGCACAAAUCACACUUGGCGGCUGACAAGUUUUAAAAGGUCACGAAUGAAGAAACUGAGGCUGCGAGAGAACAGCUCGAUUCACACUGCCAGUUCAAUCAACAGUGGUGGGGGGAAAAAAGAUCCAACAGGCGAUCUGCUCUGCUGGGUAAAGGGUGAAGAAUAUUAAUAUGAGGUGGCAGUGUGAUCUUCUUAUGUGUCCUAUUUAUAUCAGUGUGUGGAGAGGGGAAUUUUAUAAUAUUGAUCAGGACCGUGAGUUCUACCCUCAUGUGUGUUGAGUGUGUGUUGAGUGGAAUUCAGUUAAUUAACUGACCUUGAUGGGAAGCUAACAUUAGCUCAUAUUGUGUCUGUUGUGUGGUUUCAGCUGCUGUUUUGUUAAUUGUAUGUAACGUGUUUUGAUCUCUACACUUAAUGUAUUCAGAUGUGGUAGCUACAUUGUUAAAUCUUGAUGAUGCCUUCAAAUACAAAUGUAUAAUUUUACUGUUUACUCGUUUGCUUAUGACUACUAUACUUUUGA